This is a messenger RNA of Pygocentrus nattereri (red-bellied piranha), 11027 nucleotides long. RefSeq names its product mucin-2. The coding region runs from base 1 to 10521 and encodes 3506 amino acids. Lineage: Eukaryota; Metazoa; Chordata; Actinopteri; Characiformes; Serrasalmidae. The record is from RefSeq and is a predicted model, not a curated record. The transcript is spliced from 14 exons.
AUGGAAUCAAGCACUGCCUCACCUGUUGAAUCAACUACAGAGCCUACAACAGAACCAACCACUGAAACUACAGAAGUUACAACAAUGGAAUCAAGUACUGCUGUACCUCCUGAAUUAACUACAGAACCUACAACAGUUAUCACCAUGGAAACAAGUACUGCUGUAACUGUUGAAUCAACAACAGAAUUUAGCACAGAAUCAACUACAGAGCCUAUGACAGAACCAACCACUGAAACUACAGAAGUUACAACAAUGGAAUCAAGUACUGCUGUACCUACUGAAUCAACUACAGAACCUACAACAGAAUCAACAGCAGAACCCACAACAGUUACAACAAUAGAAACAAGUACUACUGUACCUGUUGAAUCAACCACAGAACCUACAACAGUUAUCACCUUGGAAACAAGCACAGUCUCACCUAUUGAAUCAACUACAGAGCCUACAACAGAACCAACCACUGAAACUACAGAAGUUACAACAAUGGAAUCAAGUACUGCUGUACCUACUGAAUCAACUACAGAACCUACAACAGAAUCAACAGCAGAACCCACAGCAGUUACAACAAUAGAAACAAGUACUACUCUACCUGUUGAAUCAACCACAGAACCUACAACAGUUAUCACCUUGGAAACAAGCACAGCCUCACCUAUUGAAUCAACUACAGAGCCUACAACAGAACCAACCACUGAAACUACAGAAGUUACAACAAUGGAAUCAAGUACUGCUGUACCUACUGAAUCAACUACAGAACCUACAACAGAAUCAACAGCAGAACCCACAACAGUUACAACAAUAGAAACAAGUACUACUGUACCUGUUGAAUCAACCACAGAACCUACAACAGUUAUCACCUUGGAAACAAGCACAGCCUUACCUAUUGAAUCAACUACAGAGCCUAUGACAGAACCAACCACUGAAACUACAGAAGUUACAACAAUGGAAACAAAACCUACAACAGUUAUCACCUUGGAAACAAGCACAGCCUUACCUAUUGAAUCAACUACAGAGCCUACAACAGAACCAACCACUGAAACUACAGAAGUUACAACAAUGGAAACAAGUACUGCUGUUCCUACUGAAUCAACUACAGAACCUACAACAGAAUCAACAGCAGAACCCACAACAGUUACAACAAUAGAAACAAGUUCUACUGUACCUGUUGAAUCAACCACAGAACCUACAACAGUUAUCACCUUGGAAACAAGCACAGCCUCACCUAUUGAAUCAACUACAGAGCCUACAACAGAACCAACCACUGAAACUACAGAAGUUACAACAAUGGAAUCAAGUACUGCUGUACCUACUGAAUCAACUACAGAACCUACAACAGAAUCAACAGCAGAACCCACAACAGUUACAACAAUAGAAACAAGUACUACUGUACCUGUUGAAUCAACCACAGAACCUACAACAGUUAUCACCUUGGAAACAAGCACAGCCUUACCUAUUGAAUCAACUACAGAGCCUAUGACAGAACCAACCACUGAAACUACAGAAGUUACAACAAUGGAAACAAGUACUGCUGUACCUACUGAAUCAACUACAGAACCUACAACAGAAUCAACAGCAGAACCCACAACAGUUACAACAAUAGAAACAAGUACUACUGUACCUGUUGAAUCAACCACAGAACCUACAACAGUUAUCACCUUGGAAACAAGCACAGCCUCACCUAUUGAAUCAACUACAGAGCUUACAACAGAACCAACCACUGAAACUACAGAAGUUACAACAAUGGAAUCAAGUACUGCUGUACCUACUGAAUCAACUACAGAACCUACAACAGAAUCAACAGCAGAACCCACAACAGUUACAACAAUAGAAACAAGUACUACUGUACCUGUUGAAUCAACCACAGAACCUACAACAGUUAUCACCUUGGAAACAAGCACAGCCUCACCUAUUGAAUCAACUACAGAGCCUACAACAGAACCAACCACUGAAACUACAGAAGUUACAACAAUGGAAUCAAGUACUGCUGUACCUACUGAAUCAACUACAGAACCUACAACAGAAUCAACAGCAGAACCCACAACAGUUACAACAAUAGAAACAAGUACUACUGUACCUGUUGAAUCAACCACAGAACCUACAACAGUUAUCACCUUGGAAACAAGCACAGUCUCACCUAUUGAAUCAACUACAGAGCCUACAACAGAACCAACCACUGAAACUACAGAAGUUACAACAAUGGAAUCAAGUACUGCUGUACCUACUGAAUCAACUACAGAACCUACAACAGAAUCAACAGCAGAACCCACAACAGUUACAACAAUAGAAACAAGUACUACUGUACCUGUUGAAUCAACCACAGAACCUACAACAGUUAUCACCUUGGAAACAAGCACAGCCUCACCUAUUGAAUCAACUACAGAGCCUAUGACAGAACCAACCACUGAAACUACAGAAGUUACAACAAUGGAAACAAGUACUGCUGUACCUACUGAAUCAACUACAGAACCUACAACAGAAUCAACAGCAGAACCCACAACAGUUACAACAAUAGAAACAAGUACUACUGUACCUGUUGAAUCAACCACAGAACCUACAACAGUUAUCACCUUGGAAACAAGCACAGCCUCACCUAUUGAAUCAACUACAGAGCUUACAACAGAACCAACCACUGAAACUACAGAAGUUACAACAAUGGAAUCAAGUACUGCUGUACCUACUGAAUCAACUACAGAACCUACAACAGAAUCAACAGCAGAACCCACAGCAGUUACAACAAUAGAAACAAGUACUACUCUACCUGUUGAAUCAACCACAGAACCUACAACAGUUAUCACCUUGGAAACAAGCACAGCCUCACCUAUUGAAUCAACUACAGAGCCUAUGACAGAACCAACCACUGAAACUACAGAAGUUACAACAAUGGAAUCAAGUACUGCUGUACCUACUGAAUCAACUACAGAACCUACAACAGAAUCAACAGCAGAACCCACAACAGUUACAACAAUAGAAACAAGUACUACUGUACCUGUUGAAUCAACCACAGAACCUACAACAGUUAUCACCUUGGAAACAAGCACAGCCUUACCUAUUGAAUCAACUACAGAGCCUACAACAGAACCAACCACUGAAACUACAGAAGUUACAACAAUGGAAACAAGUACUGCUGUACCUACUGAAUCAACUACAGAACCUACAACAGAAUCAACAGCAGAACCCACAACAGUUACAACAAUAGAAACAAGUACUACUGUACCUGUUGAAUCAACCACAGAACCUACAACAGUUAUCACCUUGGAAACAAGCACAGCCUCACCUAUUGAAUCAACUACAGAGCUUACAACAGAACCAACCACUGAAACUACAGAAGUUACAACAAUGGAAUCAAGUACUGCUGUACCUACUGAAUCAACUACAGAACCUACAACAGAAUCAACAGCAGAACCCACAGCAGUUACAACAAUAGAAACAAGUACUACUCUACCUGUUGAAUCAACCACAGAACCUACAACAGUUAUCACCUUGGAAACAAGUACAGCCUCACCUAUUGAAUCAACUACAGAGCCUAUGACAGAACCAACCACUGAAACUACAGAAGUUACAACAAUGGAAACAAGUACUGCUGUUCCUACUGAAUCAACUACAGAACCUACAACAGAAUCAACAGCAGAACCCACAACAGUUACAACAAUAGAAACAAGUACUACUGUACCUGUUGAAUCAACCACAGAACCUACAACAGUUAUCACCUUGGAAACAAGCACAGCCUCACCUAUUGAAUCAACUACAGAGCCUACAACAGAACCAACCACUGAAACUACAGAAGUUACAACAAUGGAAACAAGUACUGCUGUUCCUACUGAAUCAACUACAGAACCUACAACAGAAUCAACAGCAGAACCCACAACAGUUACAACAAUAGAAACAAGUUCUACUGUACCUGUUGAAUCAACCACAGAACCUACAACAGUUAUCACCUUGGAAACAAGCACAGCCUCACCUAUUGAAUCAACUACAGAGCCUACAACAGAACCAACCACUGAAACUACAGAAGUUACAACAAUGGAAUCAAGUACUGCUGUACCUACUGAAUCAACUACAGAACCUACAACAGAAUCAACAGCAGAACCCACAACAGUUACAACAAUAGAAACAAGUACUACUGUACCUGUUGAAUCAACCACAGAACCUACAACAGUUAUCACCUUGGAAACAAGCACAGCCUUACCUAUUGAAUCAACUACAGAGCCUACAACAGAACCAACCACUGAAACUACAGAAGUUAAAACAAUGGAAACAAGUACUGCUGUUCCUACUGAAUCAACUACAGAACCUACAACAGAAUCAACAGCAGAACCCACAACAGUUACAACAAUAGAAACAAGUUCUACUGUACCUGUUGAAUCAACCACAGAACCUACAACAGUUAUCACCUUGGAAACAAGCACAGCCUCACCUAUUGAAUCAACUACAGAGCCUACAACAGAACCAACCACUGAAACUACAGAAGUUACAACAAUGGAAUCAAGUACUGCUGUACCUACUGAAUCAACUACAGAACCUACAACAGAAUCAACAGCAGAACCCACAACAGUUACAACAAUAGAAACAAGUACUACUGUACCUGUUGAAUCAACCACAGAACCUACAACAGUUAUCACCUUGGAAACAAGCACAGCCUUACCUAUUGAAUCAACUACAGAGCCUAUGACAGAACCAACCACUGAAACUACAGAAGUUACAACAAUGGAAACAAGUACUGCUGUACCUACUGAAUCAACUACAGAACCUACAACAGAAUCAACAGCAGAACCCACAACAGUUACAACAAUAGAAACAAGUACUACUGUACCUGUUGAAUCAACCACAGAACCUACAACAGUUAUCACCUUGGAAACAAGCACAGCCUCACCUAUUGAAUCAACUACAGAGCCUACAACAGAACCAACCACUGAAACUACAGAAGUUACAACAAUGGAAUCAAGUACUGCUGUACCUACUGAAUCAACUACAGAACCUACAACAGAAUCAACAGCAGAACCCACAACAGUUACAACAAUAGAAACAAGUACUACUGUACCUGUUGAAUCAACCACAGAACCUACAACAGUUAUCACCUUGGAAACAAGCACAGCCUUACCUAUUGAAUCAACUACAGAGCCUAUGACAGAACCAAGCACUGAAACUACAGAAGUUACAACAAUGGAAACAAGUACUGCUGUACCUACUGAAUUAACUACAGAACCUACAACAGAAUCAACAGCAGAACCCACAACAGUUACAACAAUAGAAACAAGUACUACUGUACCUGUUGAAUCAACCACAGAACCUACAACAGUUAUCACCUUGGAAACAAGCACAGCCUCACCUAUUGAAUCAACUACAGAGCUUACAACAGAACCAACCACUGAAACUUCAGAAGUUACAACAAUGGAAACAAGUACUGCUGUACCUACUGAAUCAACUACAGAACCUACAACAGAAUCAACAGCAGAACCCACAACAGUUACAACAAUAGAAACAAGUACAACUGUACCUGUUGAAUUAACCACAGAACCUACAACAGUUAUCACCUUGGAAACAAGCACAGCCUCACCUAUUGAAUCAACUACAGAGCUUACAACAGAACCAACCACUGAAACUACAGAAGUUACAACAAUGGAAUCAAGUACUGCUGUACCUACUGAAUCAACUACAGAACCUACAACAGAAUCAACAGCAGAACCCACAGCAGUUACAACAAUAGAAACAAGUACUACUCUACCUGUUGAAUCAACCACAGAAUCUACAACAGUUAUCACCUUGGAAACAAGUACAGCCUCAGCUAUUGAAUCAACUACAGAGCUUACAACAGAACCAACCACUGAAACUUCAGAAGUUACAACAAUGGAAUCAAGUACUGCUGUAUAUAUUGAAUCAACUACAGAACCUACAACAGAAUCAACAGCAGAACCCACAACAGUUACAACAAUAGAAACAAGUACUACUGUACCUGUUGAAUCAACCACAGAACCUACAACAGUUAUCACCUUGGAAACAAGCACAGCCUCACCUAUUGAAUCAACUACAGAGCCUAUGACAGAACCAACCACUGAAACUUCAGAAGUUACAACAAUGGAAACAAGUACUGCUGUACCUACUGAAUCAACUACAGAACCUACAACAGAAUCAACAGCAGAACCCACAACAGUUACAACAAUAGAAACAAGUACUACUGUACCUGUUGAAUCAACCACAGAACCUACAACAGUUAUCACCUUGGAAACAAGCACAGUCUCACCUAUUGAAUCAACUACAGAGCCUACAACAGAACCAACCACUGAAACUACAGAAGUUACAACAAUGGAAACAAGUACUGCUGUACCUCCUGAAUUAACGUCAGAACCUACAACAGUUAUCACCAUGGAAACAAGUACUGCUGUAACUGUUGAAUCAACAACAGAAUUUAGCACAGAAUCAACUACAGAACUUAGAACAGUUACCACCAUGGAAUCAAGCACUGCCUCACCUGUUGAAUCUUCUACAGAGCCUACAACAGAACCAACCACUGAAACUACAGAAGUUACAACAAUGGAAUCAAGUACUGCUGUACCUACUGAAUCAACUACAGAACCUACAACAGAAUCAACAGCAGAACCCACAACAGUUACAAUAGAAACAAGUACUACUCUACCUUUUGAAUCAACCACAGAACCUACAACAGUUAUCACCUUGGAAACAAGCACAGCCUUACCUAUUGAAUCAACUACAGAGCCUAUGACAGAACCAACCACUGAAACCUCAGAAGUUACAACAAUGGAAACAAGUACUGCUGUACCUACUGAAUCAACUACAGAACCUACAACAGAAUCAACAGCAGAACCCACAACAGUUACAAGAAUAGAAACAAGUACUACUGUACCUCCUGAAUUAACUACAGAACCUACAACAGUUAUCACCAUGGAAGCAAGCACUGCCUCACCUAUUGAAUCAACUACAGAGCCUACAACAGAACCAACCACUGAAACUUCAGAAGUUACAACAAUGGAAUCAAGUACUGCUGUACAUAUUGAAUCAAGUACAGAACCUACAACAGAAUCAACAGCAGAACCCACAACAGUUACAAGAAUAGAAACAAGUACUACUGUACCUCCUGAAUUAACUACAGAACCUACAACAGUUAUCACCAUGGAAGCAAGCACUGCCUCACCUAUUGAAUCAACUACAGAGCCUACAACAGAACCAACCACUGAAACUUCAGAAGUUACAACAAUGGAAUCAAGUACUGCUGUACAUAUUGAAUCAAGUACAGAACCUACAACAGAAUCAACAGCAGGACCCACAACAGUUACAACAAUAGAAACAAGUACUACUGUACCUGUUGAAUCAACCACAGAACCUACAACAGUUAUCACCUUGGAAACAAGCACAGCCUCACCUAUUGAAUUAACUACAGAGCCUAUGACAGAACCAAGCACUGAAACUACAGAAGUUACAACAAUGGAAACAAGUACUGCUGUACCUACUGAAUCAACUACAGAACCUACAACAGAAUCAACAGCAGAACCCACAACAGUUACAACAAUAGAAACAAGUACUACUCUACCUGUUGAAUCAACCACAGAACCUACAACAGUUAUCACCUUGGAAACAAGCACAGCCUCACCUAUUGAAUCAACUACAGAGCCUACAACAGAACCAACCACUGAAACUACAGAAGUUACAACAAUGGAAUCAAGUACUGCUGUACCUCCUGAAUUAACUACAGAACCUACAACAGUUAUCACCAUGGAAACAAGUACUGCUGUAACUGUUGAAUCAACAACAGAAUCAACUACAGAACUUAGAACAGUUACCACCAUGGAAUCAAGCACUGCCCCACCUGUUGAAUCAACUACAGAGCCUACAACAGAACCAACCACUGAAACUACAGAAGUUACAACAGUGGAAUCAAGUACUGCUGUACCUACUGAAUCAACUACAGAACCUACAACAGAAUCAACAGCAGAACCCACAGCAGUUACAACAAUAGAAUCAAGUAUUGCUGUACCUACAACUACAGCUUUAACAGCAGAACCUACAACAGUUCCCACAAUGGAAUCAAGUGGAGUUGCACCAGUUGAAUCAACUACAGCUUUUACAACAGAACCUACAACGCCUAUCACUAUGCAAUCAAGUACAACUUCUGUUAUUUCACCAACUACAGCUUUUACAACAGUAACUACAACAAUUAGGACUGCUGUAGAUUUUGAAUCAAUCACAUCUUCUACAGGAGAAUAUACAACAAUUUCCACUGUAGAAUCAAGUACAGCCAAUACAGCAGAAACUACAACAUUUACCAGCCUAGACUCAAGUACAGCUGUAACUAUUCAAACUACAGCAUUUACAACCAAAUCCACAAUGAUCCCCACAGUGGAAUCAAGUACUUCUGCAAAUAUUGAAUCAAGUUCUGUUUUUACAACAGAACCUUCAACAAUUUCCACCAUGGAAUCAAGUACAGCUGCCAUAGUUCAAACAACUUCAGCUUUAACAACAAAUCCUACAAAAAUUUCCUUUGUGGAAUCAAAUACAACUUCAACGGUUCAAUCAAGUGCAGCUAACACUACCAAACCUACAACAGUUUCUACUGUGGAAUCAAGUAGUACUGCAAUAUUAUCAACAGGAAUGACAUCUAUAUCAUUUUCCACUAGUGCAGCAUCAAUAUAUUUAUCAUCAUCAUUACCAGAAACAACACAAAUUGUGGAAUCAACAACAGGUCCUACUGCACAUUCAUCUACAGGUGUCUCAACAGAUUCAACUACAGAUGCUGCUGGCAUAUCAGCAACAAGUACUGAAAUGGGUUCAGCUUCAGGCACAACUCCUGUUUUAAUCACAAGUGUCUCUUCCCAGUCAUCAACAACAGGUCUUGCUCCAGAGUCAACCACAGGUUCCACUACUUACACAUCAGUAUCUACAUUAGUUAUGUCAGAACCCACUUCAAGUGUUCCUGAAGUAUCAACUAUGGGUAUCACCAUGGCACAAUCAACAAGUGUUAGCGGCACAUCAGAGCCACCGUCAAGUUCUGCUGCUACUACAGCUGUCUCUACAACCACAGUGCAAAUCAUUAUACGCCAAAUUAGCUUUAGAACCAAUGAAGAAUUUUUUUCAGACCUAUUAAACUCAUCUUCACAAGCAUUCAUCUCUAGAGCGGCACGUGUGAAACUGGAGUUUGAACCAGCAUUUGUGGCAGCAUUUAUCAACUUCAUUGGGCUAACAGUAAAUAGGUUCAGGUCUGGAUCGAUCAUCACAGACAUGAAUUUACAAUUCAGUGAUCACGGAAGUCUGCCCAGUGAUAUGACAGUAAUUAAUACUGUGCGCAAUGCAAAUACUAGUUUUAACAUUACAGAUGUUUAUGUGACAGAAACACCAACAACUACAGUUCUGACUACAGCUGUACCAAAAACUGUAUCAAAUACUACAGAUACAAUGGUCACUACAACUACAACUUCUCCUGCAAUAACAACUCAAGUUCCAGCAACCACAACAGCUACUCCAACAACAACUACUACUACUGCACCAAAUUUAACAACUGCUACUCCAACUCCAACAACUACUACUACAACAACUUAUAACUCCAACAACUACUAUACUACAACAACUGCAACUCCAACAACUACUACAACUACUACAACUACUACAACAAUAACUCCAAUAACUACUACAACUACUACAACAACUCCAAAAACUACUACUUCUACAACUACUACUACAGCAACAACAGCAGCAACAACAACACCUGCACCAACACGUCCACCCCCGGCUGUUGCUAUACAGAUUGUAAUCCGGGAAGUGUAUGUUGUAGAGCUGAGUAACCCUCAGAGUGAGGAAUUCCGCGGCCUAGCCAUUACAGUGGCAGCAUCAUUUGACGUGGUCUACAAGGCACGAUAUGGGAUUCUCUUCGUCAGAACUAUUGUGCUGGCCUUCAGACCUGGACCUACUCGUGCACAAAACGUUGAAGCAGAUGUCCAGUUGAUAUUCAACGAGAACUCCACGACGUCCAUUCCAACCUCUACUGAAGUCGUGAACACUCUGAAACAGGCUAUAUCAAAUCCAAACUCAGGUUUCAACUUAACAGUGGACCCUACCUCCAUCACUGUUCUCAGUGUUCCACAGACUGUCGCAGUGAUAUUACUAACAAAUGGCACUUUUGUAACGGCUCUCUCAGACUCCUCUUCAGAUUUAUUCAGAAUCAGGUCGUCAAUGAUCAAAACGGGACUGGAGCCCUUUUUCACAGCUGACUACCCUUCAGCAUUCAGCAGCUUGACACUGUCAGAUUUCAGUGAUGGAGGCCUCAGCUCUACUGGUAUAACAAUGAUCCAGAAUGCCAUGGAUCUGUCUUUUGGAGCGUCUGCUACACUGCCCAACACCACCCAGAUUGGACAAACUAUAAUUAGAGCAGCUAAAAAUAAAAGCCUCCCCUUCCAGAUCUUCACCUCAAAAAUCAUAGUAAAUGGCACUGUAAUAUCAUCAAGUGAAGUCAGCAGCAAGAUCAGCAUGUUCACAGCAACCUUCAUGGUAUCCCUGUCACUAUUCUUCAUAUGGUCCAACUGAUGAUAUCCACUUCCAGCAAUCAGAAGGAGUGACAACAGUGUGCUUUUAGCCCCUUUUCUCAGUGUCAGUUAAAUGAUUGAAUAGAGGCCUUUCUGAGCACCAUGUUUUUAAAGAAUCUGUACUGGGUCCAUCCUUCAUGAAAGCUACCUGUAAUUUAUGUAAAACUUCAAAUUGAGGCCAGAUAUUUUAGCUCAGAGCAGUUCAUACCUACUAAUCUUCAGCACCUAUUUAUCACUAAUAUACUUCACAUGUGAGCCCUUUCUGAAAGUGUAUGUUGCAAAAUUUAAUUCAUUAUUUUUGUAAGCUUAUUUAUUUAUUUAGCGCUGUCAAGUCAGUUUUGGCUCCAGGCGACCAAAUGGACAGUGUUUCUCCAGAAUGACUUGUUUUUCGUUUGGGUCUUUAAGCUUUUUAAUGGCUGGCUCAUGAUAUUGCUGUCUGUGGUUGUCCAUAUUGUAUUUAAAAAAAUAUUUAUUGAUGUAUUCAAAUACAAUGUAUUGUUAUCAUUA